Hyalella azteca is the source of this 521-nucleotide messenger RNA. RefSeq names its product adenosine 5'-monophosphoramidase HINT1 (gene HINT1). Gene Ontology annotation, biological process: purine ribonucleotide catabolic process. Gene Ontology annotation, cellular component: nucleus; cytoplasm. The transcript has 3 exons. The record is from RefSeq and is a predicted model, not a curated record. The coding region runs from base 63 to 446 and encodes 127 amino acids. NCBI's taxonomy places the organism in Eukaryota, Metazoa, Arthropoda, Malacostraca, Amphipoda, Hyalellidae. Gene Ontology annotation, molecular function: hydrolase activity.
UUUCAUUUUCAGUGAUAUUCGUGUAAUUUGUUUAUAAGAAGUACAUCCUUGAACCUGGAGUCAUGACAGAUGAAGUAAGCCUGGCCCAGGCUGCUCAACCCAGUGGUGAUACUAUAUUUGGCAAGAUACUACGUGGGGAAAUUCCCACAAAGUUCAUUUAUGAAGAUGAGAAGUGUGUGGCAUUCAAUGAUGUGAAUCCUCAAGCUCCUGUGCACUUCCUUGUUAUCCCUCGCAAGCCCAUCGCAAUGUUGUCUUCAGCUCAGGAUGAAGAUGAGCAGAUUCUUGGUGCCCUGCUAUCAGCCGCACGAAAAGUAGCAGCACAGCAGGGGCUUGCUGAUGAUGGCUACCGCGUCGUGAUCAACAACGGCAAGAAUGGCGCACAAAGUGUCUUCCAUCUGCACCUGCAUGUGCUCGGUGGCAGGCAGAUGAAAUGGCCUCCUGGUUAACGAUGCUUGUUAUUUCAAACCACGAUUUAACUUCUAUUCUAAAAAUUCGAAAAAAUUCUAUUCUAAAAAAUUCUA